GCUUCGGCGUGGCCCUGCAUUCUAUAGUUGCUCCCGCAUGACUGUCCUGCAAUUCUUUUCGUCCUCCAGGAAUUUCACUGUCAAAAAGCUCUGCUAAUCUGGACAUUUUGACAGCAAAAUGUCUGACCUCAAGUCACGCUUUGGUACUUCCGCAUAAUAUACCAAGUCUUCGGUGGUGACCUGCAACGGGCGUUCCAUCCAAAGUGUGUGUGUCUAUUCGGAUGGCAGGGUACCAGGUAUAUUUUAUAUGGCAUUGCAGCGGUUUCUAUGGAGUGACAUAAUAAUAGGCCCACACCACGUACUUCGAACUUGAACUUCGGUUUAUCGACUACAUGCAGUGGCGCAGCCCUCAGCUCAUCAGACACUAUAGGUGGUCCGCGAUUUGUGUUCACUAGGGCCGUUCACCGGGCCGGUAGUGCCGGAGACGCGCAAGAUACAUUUAAGCCUACAAAGCAGCACGGUCUAAAUCGACAAUGAUGAAACUCGCAGCAAUAUGUUGUCUUCUGGUAUUGACAGCCUUGACAACGGCCUCUACGUCCCAAGGGACGGAUGCCCCUGGUUCUUCAUACGAUGGCUCGCUGUUAAUUGGUGCCUUCAACAUCCGAGUAUUCGGAAUCAGUAAAGUUGGUAAAGUUCACGUAUUGCAGACGUUAGUUAAGAUUUUGAAGCGAUAUGACCUUGUGUUGAUUCAAGAAAUCCGUGAUAGGUUUUGUACGGCAAUUCGCACACUGCUUGACACUCUGAACUCGGAGGUCGAGGACAAAUAUGAGAUGGCCUUGAGCAGUAGACUCGGACGUACACGGAACAAAGAGCAGUAUGCAUACUUUUACAAGCCGAGUCGGCUAACUUUGCUUCGGAAAUACGUCUACGAUGACGACAGUGAAGAUAAAUUCGAGCGGGAACCGUUUGUUGCUUAUUUUGAGUCGCCGACAACUGCCAUGGAACGCUUCGCAAUGAUCGGUGUACAUAUCAAACCGGAUAUCAAGGAAGCGGUGGCGGAACUCGACCACCUUGUCCAUGUCUAUGAUGACUACGUGAACAAGUCUGCAGGCAAUACGAAUGCCAUCAUUGCUGGUGAUUUUAAUGCCGACUGUCGAUACGUCUCUAAGACCGCCCUGAAGAACUCCCUCUUGCGAUCGGACAUGCGAUUCCGUUGGAUUAUUCCCGAUGACGCAGAUACAACUGUUGCCGCUUCAGAUUGUAGUUAUGAUCGAAUUGUCCUUGCCGGUGACGAUUUAUUUGACAGUUACCAACAAAAUAGAGCUGGUGUGUUUUACUUUGAUAGAGAAUAUCAUCUGGACAUAAACAUGGCUGCAGAAGUCAGCGAUCACUACCCGGUUGAGAUGUUUAUCAAGGGAAAUCUGGAUCUCGAGUAUAGUCCUGAUGCGGUACAGCCGAUGUUGCCUGCGUACUCUGAUAGCAUCAGUCGCUCGGGGAGUUUCCGUGCCGUGGUGUGGAUGUGUCUGCUCGUAAUGGGCCCACUGAUCUUCCCUUAAUUGUGUAUCAACAAAGUCGUCCAGUCGUAUACGGUUCAUCGACACAUGUACUAUUCAAUGGAUCAGACUUUUCGUAAAUUAAUUGAAUUGAAUUGAAGUUUUUUUUUAAAUUGUUCCUACCAUUCUCGCAGUCCAAAGACUGAAUUGCGAUGGUUACAAUUUACAAUUUUAACAGAAAUCAUUUUAAAAGGACCAUUUAUACAUAAUUAUGUUAGACAUUGAAAUAUUCUUAAAAGAUCAUUAUUUUUUUAUGCAUAAUGUUAAACAUUUAAAUAUUCUAAAAAGACUCUAUAUACAUACAUGUGCAUUAACAAUGUUAAAAUUCUACCUAGACUAGAUAACAAGAACCGUGUUUUGUAUAACUGUACACGCCUUUCAAUCAAAUACAAUGAUACUAUUCAUGGUACAACUAAAGAAAAAAACAGUAUACUUCAUUCUAUUCAUUCAUUAUUAACUAAUGACAACAUUAAGCUUUGAUAGGAAAACUGAAUAACUGUUUAAUCUUAAUCAAGGAAAUAGGAAGGUGGACAUGAUGAGAAAAUAAUACUGAAACGGGCACGUAUAACAUCAAAACUGUAACAUUUCACAUAUUAUCAACAAACACAUCAACGUCAUAACAAAAAUUGACAUAGCGAUAAAAACAAUGCAUUUUAUGUUUUACAUCCAGACUUAUCCGAGGAUUUAAUUUUCCAGUUUGAAUCUUGCAUAUAUGGGCAUGUGCUGACAUUUCUUUGAAGCACUUUUCUCCGGCCUUUUCCGGGGACAAAUUCCCACAAUGCGUUGCGUUUCCCCCAACGAAUUUUGCGUAAGACAUUCAGCGUCAUCAGCUUCUCACACAAACAACAGAGUAAUGGAUUUUAUUGGUACAUGUAAGGAGGUGUAUAUUUUUAAUGACAAGAGUACUAUAUAUACCAAGUCAUGUCUUCGCAGGCGAGCUUGCUGACAACGGGAAAAAUGCUGCACAACAAUAAAUUCGACCAAAAUAUGGAUACGUAUAGCCUAUGCCAAAGCUUCUCCCGUUACAUUUGGUCUGCAGACUUCAAACUUUUCGGACAUUGUAGCCACACUAUCCAGCUCUCAAUUCAUGUAAAAAAUAUUCGGGAAUAAGAGUCCUAUAUAAUACGAGAUAUAUUAUACCAAGCCAUCUCUUCGCGGGCGAAGGCCCCUGAUAGGAAGUCAAAGGCAAAAUGUUGCACAGAAAUAUGCAUGGUCAAAUCAUGGAUGCGUAUCUCAAAAUGUCUACAAUUAUAUUUUGGUCUACGGAUUCUAACAGUUUUGAACAUUGUACCCACGAUAUCCAUCUCUCUAUCCAUGUAGAGAUGUUAGGGAAUUUCUCAUUACAAAUGGCUUAAACAUUGAGAUACACCAUGCCAUGUCAUUGCAG
Messenger RNA from Patiria miniata (bat star), 2880 nucleotides. Its product is annotated as deoxyribonuclease-1-like. Gene Ontology annotation, molecular function: DNA nuclease activity. Gene Ontology annotation, cellular component: nucleus. The transcript is spliced from 11 exons. The record is from RefSeq and is a predicted model, not a curated record. Gene Ontology annotation, biological process: DNA catabolic process. NCBI's taxonomy places the organism in Eukaryota, Metazoa, Echinodermata, Asteroidea, Valvatida, Asterinidae. Bases 474 to 1496 code for a protein of 340 amino acids.